This is a messenger RNA of Antrostomus carolinensis (chuck-will's-widow), 195 nucleotides long. RefSeq names its product sodium/potassium-transporting ATPase subunit beta-1-interacting protein 2. Lineage: Eukaryota; Metazoa; Chordata; Aves; Caprimulgiformes; Caprimulgidae. The record is from RefSeq and is a predicted model, not a curated record. The annotation marks the transcript as partial. The transcript has a single exon. Gene Ontology annotation, biological process: regulation of sodium ion transport.
GAUCUCAUUCUGACCUUUAAUAUCUCAAUGCAUCGUUCUUGGUGGAUGGAGAAUGGGCCGGGCUGCACCGUGACCUCAGUAACCCCAGCCCCAGACUGGGCACCAGAGGACCAUCGUUAUAUCACUGUCUCGGGGUGUUUUCUUGAAUAUCAGUACAUAGAAGUGGCUCACAGUUCUCUUCAGAUCUUCCUUGCA